UGUUGAUAUUGUGCAUUGAGCGUGACGAACACAAAGCACAGCGCUUAGGCAAAUCCAAGGUUGGAAGCAGUAUAAUCGCCAGGUAUUGUCCAAGGAUCUGUGAUGCAGAUCACUGUUUGUCGUCAUUUAGUGUGACUUGUGAAAGGGAGCAGCACGUUGAAUAUUCACCCUUUAUUUGGACUUAAGUGAAUCAUAAGAAUUUUGUCAAACAUAACUUACAUGCGAACCCAUACCAUUUGAAAGUAAUUUAGUGUUUUGCAUAAAAUGUAUUUGAGAUACAAAUAUUUGAGACAAUAGAUGUUAAUGGAUUCUUUAAAUCUCUUUAUGAUACCUCAAAAGUACGGAUGAAUAUCAAGAAAAGUUAUCUGGGAAUAUACAAUGGAUUUCAGCUAAUGGGAUGGGGUUAUAUACUAUCUUUAUACAUAUUUGAGUCCUCCAUCAAAAGAAAGUGGUUUGAGUUCAGUGUUCAAGUAGAUUUUUUUCUACGCCUGUUCCAAUCACUAGCUGUCGUUGAGAUAAUCCAUUCCGCAGUAGGAUUAGUUAGAUCUUCCGUCAUGACAACAAUGUUACAGGUAUCUUCCCGGUUACUAGUUGUGUGGGGAAUUUUAUAUAUAGUCCCAGAAGUUGCACGUGAUAAUUUGGGUGUCCCACUCAUUGUUAUAUCGUGGUCUAUUGCUGAAAUGAUUCGUUAUUCAUAUUAUGUAGCAGAUAUAUGUAGGGUCAAGUUAAAUCUGCUAACUUGGUUAAGGUACUCAGGUUUUAUGGUUUUGUAUCCAACUGGGAUUUCUGGUGAGGUUCUUCUAAUAGUAAGUGGUAUAAAAAGACUGAAGGAAACAGAAGAAUAUUCCUUCAAUCUUCCAAACGCUCUAAAUUGUUCACUCUAUUAUUGGUUUGCUUUGGUUACUAUACUUAUAACCUACAUUCCAGGUUCGAAGACAAUGUACACUCACAUGAUGCGUCAAAGAAGAAAAGUGUUACAAAAUUGUAACUAAGGAACAAUUGUUAUUUUUUCAUUAUAUGAAAAAUUUAGCUUAUUUAUAAAUGUUCCAUAAGUAUUAACUGCCAUUUGGCAUUUCUCUGAUGUACCUAAGAGCACCCAAGAUUUAGUCUCUUAUUUCAUCUAGCUAAAACGUUCCAAGUGUGACGAAAUACGUAUUCUGAACCCGUCCAACUGCUAGCUAUCAUCCAUCUCUUUAUAACGUCUGUGACAAUGAAAAUAUUGAGGCAAUCCACACAGGGUUCAUAUAUGUUAAAAGAGAUUUGUUAAUUGUAGUCCUACACAUCAAUUGGAAAUUUCAAAUAAGCAGUACAUAUGA
This is a messenger RNA of Schistosoma bovis, 1316 nucleotides long. NCBI's taxonomy places the organism in Eukaryota, Metazoa, Platyhelminthes, Trematoda, Strigeidida, Schistosomatidae. The record is from the annotation of a GenBank genome assembly.